AUGUCGUAUAUUGUGCCUAUACACAGACCGACGGCGGUCCGGAAGGCUCUCAAGCUGAGCUUCCUAAGCCCCAACGAAGACACCCUUGUCGUCGCCAAAGCGAAUCGCCUGGAGUUUUAUUCUCCUUCCGCGGAAGGUUAUGCUGUUCGUAGCAGCCUGACAGUCUACGGCUACGUGACAAUAUUAGAGCGCAUCCGGCCAGCCUCAUCGAACACCGAUCACCUCUUUGUAGGGACCGACCGCUACCAAUACUUCACUGUCAGCUGGGACGAAACCACUCGGUCAGUAAGGACCGAGCAGAGUUAUGUCGAUCAAGCGGACAAAGUCCUGCGGGACUCAAAAGAGCUAGACAAGUGCAAUAUCGACCCUACGAGACGGUUCAUGACGUUAGAGUUAUUUGAUGGAGUCGUGACCAUCAUCGGCCUCGAUGAGAAGGGAGGCUCUAGCGUCACAAAGACUGCCGAAGCAGGAAACCAGCGCACAGGUGCGCUGCAGGAACCUACACAAGUCCGCAUCGAAGAACUGCAGACCAGAGCUUCCGCUUUUCUGCAGACAGAGCCCGAUUCAAAAGCACACCCUCGAUUAGCCAUUCUGUGGGAAGAUAACAACGAAGUACCGCAGCUGAAGCUCCGUGAGCUCACGUUUACCAAGGAUGAUGACGAGCCAGCCUCUGCCGAGCUCGAGACCAUAGCGGAACUACGGGCGGAGCUUGAUGAGGGUGUCAGUCAUAUAAUCCCUGUGCCUGCUCCGAUCAGCGGCUUCCUACUCCUGGGCGAGUCCUCCAUUCAGUAUGUCGAUAAAGAUCUUAAGAACAACCACACCGAGCCAUUGAAUGACAAAGCAACCAUAUGGACCUGUUGGACACGGGUCGACGACACACGGUUGUUGCUUGGAGACGAUUAUGGACGGCUAUUCUUCCUCAUGCUCGAAACGGACAAGAACAAUGUCAGAUCGUGGAAAUUGGACGCCGUCGGUGAGGCGUCGAGAGCUUCCACACUUGUCUAUCUAGACGAAGGUCUUGUCUUCAUUGGCUCUCAAACCGGCGACUCGCAGAUCGUUCAGAUACAGCCUGGCGGAGUGGAGGUCAAGCAGGUCUUCGACAAUAUUGCUCCUAUCCUAGACUUUUCAAUCAUGGAUCUGGGUCGAGGAGCAGACACUUCUCAAGCAGGCGACUUUUCGUCAGGGCAGGCACGGAUAUUGACAGCCUCUGGCGCCUGGACGGAUGGGUCAAUACGAAGCGUUCGCAGUGGUGUUGGUAUUGAUGAGCUGGGAACUAUUGCUGACCUGCCAGGUAUCACGGAGCUGUGGGCAUUGAGCUCGAAAGGGGAUCCGGUGUAUCAAGACACCCUCGUAGCAACAUUCGUGGACGAGACGAGGGUCUUUCGAUUCGAUGCCGAAGAGGCACUUGAGGAGCUCGAUGAGUUCCAGCACUUUGAAUUCUCACAGCCUACCUUGAUGGUGGCUAACUUGCCAGACGAAAAGGUCGUGCAAGUCUACGAGACAGGUCUGGCUGUCUCGCAGCUGCAGUCAGGCAUGAGCUUAUUCGGAUGGCGACCACCUGGCCAAGCCAAGAUCACAGCUGCCGCCGCCAAUUCGGUACAUCUAUUGAUUGUUGAGGGUGGUCAUACGCUCCACGUAUUUCAUCCUUCCAGCGACAAAGCGGAGCCGACCGCUUCGAAGCAUUUUGAUGCCACCCAACAGAUAUCGAGUGUCACCGUUCCAGAUUCUCAGAGUAACGUCUGCAUUGUCUCAUUUUGGCAGACAGCAGCAGUUGCAAUUCUGGAUCUUCACACGCUCGAGGCCCUCCACACUCAGAACCUUGGAACUCCUGGAAUCGCCAUUCCUCGGUCGGUGUUGGUGGCCAAUGUGCUACCUGACGCUCCACCUACGCUUUUCGUUGCUAUGGCAGAUGGCACUGUUGUGACAUACUCAUUCGACGCCUCGAAGAACACUCUCUACGGCGUGAGUCGUAUACUACUCGGCACGGAGCCUGUCCACUUUAAACUCCUCCCUCGUGAUUCAGGAUCAGGUUCUGAACUAUCGAAUGUGUUCGCGUCGUGUGAGCAACCAUCGCUGAUAUACUCGUCGGAUGGGAGAAUAGUCUAUUCGGCAGUAAGUUCGAACAAAGCAACGAGAGUAUGCCCAUUCAACUCUCCUGUCUAUACUGGUGCAGUUGCUAUUGCGUCGCCGGAAGACUUGAAGCUUGCUAUUAUUGGCAAAGAGCGAACGACGCAGUUGCAGACUUUGCCGAUCAAAGAGACCGUCAGAUGUCUCGCAUAUGAACCCAAAGCUCAGCUCUUUGGGAUAGGCUGCGUCGACAGGGGCAACGAAGGUGGUACUGAGUUCUUGACUUCCCGGAUCAAGCUUGCCAACGAGAUUACGUUCUCAACGCUCGACGAAAUGGAGCUAAGGGAUGAAGAGAUUGUCGAGUGCAUAAUGAGCACUGGCGAGUUCGAGACCGAUGAUGAAAGUUUUGGCGCACUCUUCGUGGUUGGUACGAGCAUCAACCCUGACGAAAAUUCGAUGGAUGAUUCCAAUAUACGUGGGCGGAUCAUCGUGCUGGAAGUCACAAAAGAAAAGAAGAUCAACCAAGUAUGCGAAGAAGAGGUCAAGGGUGCAGUGCGAAGUCUUGCGAUGUGUGAUGGCAGAAUUGUGGCUGGGCUCGUCAAAGCUGUCGUGCUCUAUGCUCUCGCACCCAAUCCUGCGAUUGGAUUCCGGGCGCUUCAACUCAAGCGCCUGGCGCAAAGCCGAAUAUCAUCCAACCCCAUGUCCCUAUCCGUCACAUCCGCAACAUCCACUUCACCCGCAACUGUCGCCGUCGCCGACCUGAUGAAAUCUCUGUCUAUCGUCGAAGUCAACCAUGCAGAGGGCGUUUUUAGCCUCAAAGAAGUAUCGCGUCACUUCGCCACCGUGUGGUCGUCGGCCGUCACUACCAUCGCCGAGAAUCAGUGGUUACUUGCCGACAUGGAGGGCAAUCUAAUCACACUUCGCCGAGAUCCCACCGGCCCGACGCCAGACGACCGUCGACGCUUGCAAGUGACGGGUGAAUUCCGUUUAGGCGAGCUGGAGCGCAGUUCCUUGGCGACGGACAAGCCGAAGCGUGAGGGUCCACUGAUCACGCCCCGCGCGUUUAUGGGAACCGUCGAAGGCGCCAUCUACCUGCACGGCACUAUUAAUCCGGCAUACCUGGACGUGAUGCUGCGGCUGCAGCGCCCUUUGGUGGAACGCGUGCGUGCGCCUGGGCACAUGCCGUGGGCGGCGUAUCGCGGGUUCAAGACGCAGGUGCGGGAGGCGGAGGAGCCAUUCCGCUUCGUGGAUGGAGAGGUGUUGGAGUCGGGGUUGUUAGAGCUUGAUGAUGGGGUUUUGGAAGAGGUGCUCAAGGAGGCGGGGUUGUGGAGCGCAGAGGAUGAAGGCGGGUUUGGCGUUACGGUCGAGGAAGUCAGAGGCUGGGGCGAGGAGUUGAGGAGGCUCUAUUAG
Molecule: messenger RNA, 3477 nt
Organism: Cyphellophora europaea CBS 101466
Lineage: Eukaryota; Fungi; Ascomycota; Eurotiomycetes; Chaetothyriales; Cyphellophoraceae
Exons: 4
Coding region: 1-3477 (1158 amino acids)
Biological process (GO): proteasome-mediated ubiquitin-dependent protein catabolic process; DNA repair
Cellular component (GO): site of double-strand break; nucleus
Molecular function (GO): protein binding; nucleic acid binding
Source: RefSeq, a predicted model, not a curated record